GGUGGGUUCUGUCUUGGUUCUGUCCCAUCUACUGUCCUCGCCGUUCCCCUCUCAAUUCUCUCUCCGCACGGCGGCACGGAGAGAAAUCCUUAGUGAUUCGGCGGGAGCGUCGCCGGGGCCCGGCGACGACGACGAAUGGCUGCGACGCGGACCGGUGAAGAGAGAACUGCAUCGGGAGGAGGCGGACACCAGCAAGUCGACCGGGGAAGAACGACUUGCGCGUGAGCCGUUGGUUGCGCGCGGCGGCGAGGUUCUCUGCUACAUCUACGACCAGAGCGUUGGGGGCAGAGAGAGCACGCCACCGACGGUUGGGGGCAGCAAGACCAUGUCGCUGGCCCAGCUGCUCCCGAAUCUGCUCGACACAGCGAUCGAGUCCAGUAUUGGCGCGGUAGGGCAGGACGUAUUGGCACUUGUCGGCAGCAGAUUCGGGGCAGUCAACAGGCAGGGACGACCCUCAGGCACCAGCAUGGACAAAGAGGCACCUACAGAGCAACCCCCCUGUGUUGGUACAGUGUGCACGUUGGAGAAGACAAUCAAGGAAUAUGCAGAGAAAAAGACUGAAACCGUCAUAGUGCCUGAGGUUGGGAGCAGCUUCGAUACGCUGGGAGAGGCAUAUGACUACUACAACCCGUAUUCAUGGGAAAUCAGUUUUGGGAUCAGGUAUGACAAGAGCAGGCUCAACGUUGAAAGGACCAAAUGCAAGGGGUGUGAAGAAUACCUGAGAAGCACAUUCUGAAAAGGUGGACAAAAGAUGCAAGGGAUGUGCUGCCAGACCACUUAGCGCACCUCCAGAAAGACAAAAUUUCACUUAACUCUUGUGACAUUUUGCUAUUUGAACCUGUACACACAUGCGAUGGAAGUCGUGUGGCUUGGUGAUGCAAAUACAACAGCUUAUAUGAAGUAGCAUUGGAGCAACUCACGUGAAAAAUGGACGAGCUUAGUCCUAUGGCAGCUGUCUGUAACGGAAUGGGUCUGAAAGACAAGACUAGAGACAACAAACUAAACCGAAAGGAAACACGUAUUGGGGAUGGCGGACUGUGGGUUGAUAUGAGCGAUGGCGCGGGUAGUGGGGUGGGCAAUCUGGUAGGGCUUGUGGCCCCGGAGCGUGAGCGGAAACUAAAACUGGAGGUCCAACGAGCAGCAGGGAUAAGCCCCCAUAUGAUUAUUGUGGCGUGCGAAGUAAGAAAGCCAAAGGCACUGCAAAAGUAAAUGGUCUUGGUGAUUGUUGUUCAAGCAAAUGCACACGUUUCUGCAGUAUUUUUUGUCAACCGGCGCACAAAAGUACAACAUGUCCUGACCGAGGUGAUCUGCCUCUGAAACCAAGGAAGGAGGCAAAGUGCACAAACUGCAGAGUGGGCGGCGAUCGAAAAAACUCCUACAACAAGCCCAAGGUGAUCCUGCAUACUGUUCAAACGGUAACCUUGAUGGUAUCUGCCCGGGUAGUUAAGCAUCUGCAUCAGCAUGGUAUGUGCUUUGUGGCCAUGGUCCUGGGAGGCAAUGUAUCUUAGUGUUGAGGGCUCGGUAGCUGGACAUGCAUAAACGGUUGUAUACAUAGGGAAGUCACCACCUGAUGUUCAUCUCUAGUUGGUGAUUUAGGAUGAUUGCCAUGGCUUUGCUGUGCAGCUGUUCAUUCCCUUUGAAGAUUAACAUGUUGGUUAGAGGAGUAUGUUACCAACCACAUUGUCAGACAAGUUGAGUGU
This is a messenger RNA of Triticum aestivum (bread wheat), 1700 nucleotides long. RefSeq lists its product as uncharacterized. Lineage: Eukaryota; Viridiplantae; Streptophyta; Magnoliopsida; Poales; Poaceae. The transcript has 3 exons. The record is from RefSeq and is a predicted model, not a curated record. Bases 326 to 736 code for a protein of 136 amino acids.